Morchella importuna is the source of this 1947-nucleotide messenger RNA. RefSeq lists its product as uncharacterized. Lineage: Eukaryota; Fungi; Ascomycota; Pezizomycetes; Pezizales; Morchellaceae. Bases 1 to 1947 code for a protein of 648 amino acids. The transcript is spliced from 4 exons. The record is from RefSeq and is a predicted model, not a curated record.
AUGGAAUCUCUGCCUCAAUGGGGAGGCCUUCCUCGUUUGGCCGUCUGUUGGCCUGACUGUGAUGCAAAAACUGUACAUGUGACAUUUGCUUCAUCUGAUUGGAGUCUGCCUGGGAUCGAACUUAAUCGUCAACCAGAUGGUGAAUUCUUGCUCUUCUUGGGAGAAUAUAAACAUGCUGGUAAAAUUUACUUCAAGUUCAUCAUCGAUGGCACCCUGUGGAAAGUGAACCCUCAAUUCCCCGUGGUCACCGAUGAACUUGGAAUCGACAACAACUGCUGGGCACCAGAAGAGGCCACUGAGUACCAUGAUUCCUGUGAGAAGCGUCUCCGCAGAAAGCUUACUCUUAUGAAUAUCAAUCGAGAGGCUCUUUGUGAAUUUGCACUUUCUAUUCAUGGAAGUGUUGAUGGUUAUGGACGUCAGAUCGAGUGCGUCAUUGAUGAGAAUGGCCCUACUCGUACUUGCUCGACUCUCUCUAUGUCAGGCUCAUGGAGUGAGAUUGUGUUCUUACGUUUUCAACCUGUUAAGGGUGGGGUUUAUUUAUCAUCGCCCGAUGAUAAAUCUUUGGAAGAACUCGAAGAAGGCAACAGCUGUCCUGCUCGUGAAAUGGCUGGUGGAAUCUUAGACAAGAUCUACGUGAACGAAAAAGAAGAAGAGGAAGAAAUCUGGGUAGCUAAGUUUCCAACAGACUUCAAUCACAAGAUGCUCCCCUAUAAACCUCUCAAGACUUACAAUCAUUCUGAAAGAGAGUUAUUAAUGGAAAGUGAAUGUGCUACCCUACGUUUUCUCAACCAACAUACAAGGGUUCCGGCACCUCAGAUAUAUGCCUAUGAUGUACGCUAUACGCUAGUAUCAGGGGGUGAAACCGAAAUAAAAAUUGAAUCGCCAGAUCUACAGAGCAAUAGCUGGAAACCUAUUACUGGAAAUAGGAUUGGGUGGCCAUUCAUCCUAUUGGGGGAUCUUGGGGGUACUCCCUCUUGGUUGCCGUUGGACAAUUUCUUGAAGGAGCCCCUGCUCCCGAAUGACCCGAGCGACUCAAGAUUGAUGACCUGGAAACAGGUUAUGAUGUAUCGGAUGGAAUUGGCUGAACAUCCAUUAUCUGCAUGCGGAUACUUGACGCUUAAUACGUUCUUUUGGCAAGUCAAGAAGGGACCCAACUCUCGUAAAAUCAGGACAACUAAGGCGGAAUUUGGCAUCCGUCCCUGCAUUUAUGAUAGAUGCAAACCAUUCACUCACUCAAUCGUGGCAGCCUUUAAUGUUCCACCAGGAGACAGGCACUUCCCACCGAUUAGCUCGAUCAGGUCUCUUGACUCAAUCACUGCAUACUAUCGUCAUCUUCUCAAUCACGGUUUUGUGCGUGGGAUCGACGAGUUCGUAGCUCUUUGGCAAAUGAAGGCUAUGCUGUACGAGCUAUUUAGUUCACGUUACGAGUAUGGCCCUUUUAUUCUUCAAUAUCCUGACAUAUCUCGGCAUAAUAUCAUAGUUUCGGGGCACCUUUUCGAUUGGGAACGUACAAAAGCGAUGCCAAUUCAAACUGCUAUUUGCCCCCCGAGGAUGUGUUUUUUUUCUGAUUGGUACGAGUCUGGGCCCAUUGAAGUUCUCGCAAGAUACAAGGCUGAAUGCCCUGAUAUCAUGAAACUCCUAGCUGUGACUCAUGCCAACGAUGACCAGCCAAAUAUUCUAGGCGGUGUGCGUUUUUGCACCAAAGAAAGAUUUCUAUCAAUAAUUUCGGAGGAAAAGUUACUAUUUCCAAUAGUUCUCCUUGAGGAGACUUGUAAGGAUCAUCCGGCUUUGAUUGGAAAGAUCGCUCUUAAGAAUCUUCCAAUGAUGUUUCUAUCUGUUAGAGGAUAUGAAUGGGAGUCCGUCAAAGAGGCCUCGAUGCAAAAAGGGGCCUUACGGUUUGUUUUACAAGACUGGGUGGAGGAACAGCGAGUAUCUAAGUCUUUCUAG